Teleopsis dalmanni is the source of this 1639-nucleotide messenger RNA. RefSeq names its product WD40 repeat-containing protein SMU1 (gene Smu1). Gene Ontology annotation, biological process: mRNA splicing, via spliceosome. The record is from RefSeq and is a predicted model, not a curated record. Lineage: Eukaryota; Metazoa; Arthropoda; Insecta; Diptera; Diopsidae. The transcript has 6 exons. Bases 37 to 1566 code for a protein of 509 amino acids. Gene Ontology annotation, cellular component: precatalytic spliceosome. Gene Ontology annotation, molecular function: protein binding.
AAUUUUAUACAAGUAAUUUUAUUUAUAUUGUUCAAAAUGUCGAUUGAAAUUGAAUCUGCUGACGUAAUUCGACUAAUUCAACAAUUUUUAAAGGAAUCGAAUUUAUUUAAAACCCUACAAACAUUGCAGGAGGAAACCGGCGUAUCGUUAAAUACAGUAGAUAGUGUUGAAGGGUUUGUUCAGGACAUUACCAAUGGUCACUGGGAUACAGUACUUCGCGUAACGCAAUCAUUAAAAUUGCCCGAUAAAAAACUACUGAAUUUGUACGAGCAAAUUGUGCUAGAGCUAAUUGAAUUGCGAGAAUUGGGUGCUGCACGUUCUUUGUUGCGACAGACUGAGCCCAUGGUAAUGUUAAAACAACUGGAGCCAGAACGUUAUAUACAUUUAGAAAAUAUGUUGCAACGAGCUUAUUUUGACCCGCGUGAAGCAUAUGCCGAAGGAAGUAGUAAGGAAAAGCGUCGUGCUACAAUUGCACAAGAAUUAAGCGGUGAAGUACAUGUUGUGCCAUCAUCUCGUUUGUUAGCUCUACUAGGUCAAGCACUCAAGUGGCAACAACAUCAAGGUUUACUUCCUCCUGGUACAACGAUAGAUUUAUUCCGUGGUAAAGCGGCUAUGAAAGAUCAAGAAGAGGAAAUGUAUCCUACGCAAAUGUUUCGGCAAAUAAAAUUUGGGCAGAAGUCACAUGUUGAGUGUGCACAAUUCUCACCUGACGGACAAUAUCUAAUAACUGGUAGUGUCGACGGUUUUCUUGAAGUUUGGAAUUUUACAACAGGCAAAAUACGUAAAGAUUUAAAAUAUCAAGCACAGGAUCAAUUCAUGAUGAUGGAACAAGCUGUAUUGGCUUUAUCUUUUUCGCGUGAUUCAGAAAUGAUAGCAUCCGGUGCACAAGACGGACAAAUCAAAGUGUGGCGUAUAAUAACUGGACAAUGCCUGCGAAAAUUUGAAAAAGCCCACACGAAGGGUAUUACCUGUUUACAAUUCUCCCGAGAUAACAGCCAAGUGUUGAGUGCAUCUUUUGACUAUUCAAUACGCCUACAUGGUUUAAAGUCGGGGAAAAUGCUUAAAGAAUUUAGAGGACACAUAUCAUUUGUAAAUGAGGUAACAUUUACGCCUGAUGGACAUAAUAUAUUAAGUGCGUCUUCUGAUGGAACUGUUAAAAUUUGGUCAUUAAAAACAACUGAAUGCAUUUCCACAUAUAAACCAUUAGGAAAUGAGCUGGCGGUAAAUACCGUACUUAUAUUGCCAAAGAAUCCGGAACAUUUUAUCGUAUGUAAUCGUUCCAAUACAGUAGUCAUAAUGAAUAUGCAAGGACAAAUAGUACGCUCAUUCUCAUCGGGUAAGCGUGAAGGUGGCGCAUUUAUUUCUGCAACGCUAUCACCGAGAGGAGAGUUUAUAUAUUGUGCUGGUGAGGAUCAAGUGCUUUAUUGUUUUUCAGUCUCCUCCGGCAAAUUGGAACGUACAUUAAAUGUGCAUGAAAAAGAUGUCAUUGGCCUAACGCAUCACCCUCAUCAAAAUCUUUUGGCCACAUAUAGUGAAGAUGGUCUAUUAAAGCUAUGGAAACCAUAAAUGAAUAUCUAAAUAAUUAUACGCAAUAAGUUUUUAAUUUUAAUUAUUAUUUCAUGUCUAAUUUAUGCGCCAC